AUGAUGAAAUUACCGUCCUCUCUUUUGUUGCUCCAUGUCCGUCAGAGAGUGCACAGAUCGUCCCCGGCGAGAGCGCAGCAGAGGAGCAGAGUUCACACUGGGGACUUUGGGGCCAAGAGAGAGAGGCUUCUCGGGAAGUCUCCGACCCGGAGAUCCGAUCAGUCACCGGGUCGGAUUAAUUCCGGGUCGUCCCGGUUGGUUCACGGCAGAGAACCCAUCGCUAGUCGUGGGUUUAGGCCCACCGAGCCACCUCCGAACCGUCGGAACCCUUCUGGUGAGGCUUCCAGUAGGCGUUCCAGGUCGCCGGCCACCCGUGUGGAUAAUGGGCCAAGUAGAUCCGUCAUGGGUCGGAGCCCGUCUGCCAGGAGAACGAACAGGUCCCCGAGUCGGGUCAAAUCGGCUCCGACUGAGACUAAUGCCCGGAAAAUGGAGCAGACCAAGAAUGAUAGCUGCACGGAGGGUAAGUGGCCGACCAUGUCGACGACGACGACCACCACCAAUGAGUCAUUGGACAACCCACUUGUGUCCUUGGAGUGUUUCAUCUUUCUCUAACUCUUCGUCUCCUGUUUUUUCUUUCGGUAAUUUGUUUAUUGUAAAUAAUUUUAAUUGUAGUGAAAAGGUCAAUUUGGGGAUUUGGGAAGAUUUUGUCUAUGUGUGGGUUGGGCGGAUUAGCAGAUGACACCUGUCUGUGUCCGAUUUCACAGUAACGCCAUUAAAUUGACCGCUGUUUACUUUUUA
Molecule: messenger RNA, 738 nt
Organism: Corylus avellana
Lineage: Eukaryota; Viridiplantae; Streptophyta; Magnoliopsida; Fagales; Betulaceae
Source: RefSeq, a predicted model, not a curated record